UGCAUCUAGUUAAUCGUCUAAAUAUGUUUCGCUUCGUGGUGCUGGUUGUGGUACUUCAAAGCUCGCUACCAUAUUAUCGCCAACAUGCAGUUGGUGUAAAAUUGUCUAUUGAUAGUUUUGAGCAAACGCUCGGACAAGAUAUCCUGUGGAUGGACCUGCGGGUGAGAAAGUACAACCGUACGUCAACUGUCAUCAAUGGUACCAUUCAUAUAUACCAGGAAGGCAUCAAUGACUAUAAGUUUCGACUGGACAUUUUCUACAGCCGGCUUGGUAAUCAGCAGUUCAACCAUAUGCCAAUUAAACUUCCCACCGCGGGAAUAUGCGAUUUUAUAACCAAUCUCCACAACAAUUACGCUGAAAUUGCUAAGUUUGUGGUGAACUUCCCGAAAAGAGGGGAAUGUCCAAUCAAAAUACGCGAAAUGUACAUCUUUGAUACCGAAACUCCUAACGAAUUGGUACCGCAAGGAGUAAUCAAGAUUGGUUUGUGGAAAGGAUUGGUUCGAUGUUACCUUCAUGCCAAAGAGGUUAUUAACUAUUCUUUUGUUCUUAAAGCUAUCGAAGACUAACAAAAGAACAUGAUCAAGAAAAUAAAGCAGUUUAA
Anopheles arabiensis is the source of this 601-nucleotide messenger RNA. RefSeq lists its product as uncharacterized. Bases 24 to 566 code for a protein of 180 amino acids. The transcript is spliced from 2 exons. Lineage: Eukaryota; Metazoa; Arthropoda; Insecta; Diptera; Culicidae. The record is from RefSeq and is a predicted model, not a curated record.